Molecule: messenger RNA, 4179 nt
Organism: Volvox carteri f. nagariensis
Lineage: Eukaryota; Viridiplantae; Chlorophyta; Chlorophyceae; Chlamydomonadales; Volvocaceae
Exons: 19
Coding region: 1-4179 (1392 amino acids)
Biological process (GO): negative regulation of cell adhesion
Cellular component (GO): plasma membrane
Source: RefSeq, a predicted model, not a curated record
AUGCAGCAGCUGUCGCUGCUCUUGUCACUGCAGCUGCUCCUGCUUUUCAGGAUCGCCACCCUUCCGGGGUAUUACACCCAGCUUAGCUCUCUUCGCCACCUACAAGCAUCAUUUGGCCUCGAUCCCGCUACCUCAAACCAAUCCCUACUUUUCGGCAGCCGCAGCCGCGGCUGGGUCGCGAUCGGGCUCCUCCCUGAGCCCCUUGAACUCGUGACGGAUAGCUUCAGCAAUACCUACAACGCCGCAGGGCAGCCGCAGCGCUGUGACGAAAGCACCUUCUUGGCCGCUUCCAUUCAGAUGUUUGCGCUGCCUCGGUUGAGUCAGAGCUUCACGGUGAUAGCCGUCCUGGAGCCGCCACGUCGCGAGGCGGGUUCUCUGCAGGGUGAUCUAAUGACGGUCGGCGGCCUCCGCGUGCAUUGGGACCUGGUUUCUAACGUCAUCCACCUGUUCGCAUCCUGGAACGCCUCCGCCAUAGCCGCCAUCCCCUUACCAGGGCGAUGGAAUGCCAGCGGGUCCUGGCCCUUCAUCACACUCUCGCUUAGCCGCAGGGCAGCUGACGGCGCGCUGGGGGUCUGCAUCAACGGCGCACCGGCGGCCAUUCAAGAUGGCGCUUGCUCUUGGGCUAUGGCCUUCUUUCUGCUCGGGCCCCUGGAACCAGCGCAGGUCUGGCCUUCUUCCGGUUCUCGCAAGCUACCCGGCGGCUGGGUGGCGGGCAACCCGCUGGGCAACGGCUGGUCGCUAUCGGCGGUCGACCGGCUGUACCUAGGUGACCCCAAGGCCGCCAACAGCCUGAACACCCGCCUACAGCAGCUAUGGCUAGUCAAUGAUACGUGGAGCUGUACGGACGUUGAAGCAAUGUUGUCGUACAGCAAUGCGUCGGCUCCGCCGACGGCGCCAGCGGCUGCCGUCGCUUCCACGGCGGCGGCGGCGGUGGCAGUUACGAGGGCGCCGCCUGGGCUUGCGGCGCUGUCCUACCGGAACAGUUUGCCGGCAGUGACACGGCUGGAUGUCACGGUGGCGAGUGGUGGCGGCACGGGGGCGGAUGGAGAGGCGUUUGUCGGGGAGAACGUCACGGUGCUGGGAGAAGUGUACGAUAGCGACGGCGACACGCUGCGAGUACGGCUUACCUGGUACGGCGUCCCCGCCAGAGGUUGCCGAGAGGCUUCGUGCGGUGACGAGGGGCUCGAGGCCAGCGACACCGGAGGGAGGCUGCCGGGCCGCUACACAGUGCGGGUGGAGGCGAGCGACCUGAGCGGCGUGUCGGUAGCCAGGGACGUCCACAUCCUCGUGCGCAAGCUGGGGGACACGACGAGACUCGCCCCGUGCUGCAGGUCCACCGGCAUGGUGAUUGCUGGCCAGGCGGGUCGUCCCGUACACAGCUGGCGGUUCCGGGACGAGGUGGUGACCGGGUUGUCGAGCGGGGUCCUGGGCUGGCAGUCCGAGUACCUGGCGGCGGAGGACCUGGAGGCGGAACGGCUGUUCGACUUCGGAGUGCUGGCGCCACGACACGAACCAGGUGGUCUCGAGCUGUUCCCCUGUGUGGACGCCUUCCUGGCGGGUCCGGGCUCCCCCCGGCUGCUGAGUCCGAGCUGGGGGGGACAGAGCUCGGUCAGCUGGGGACAUGGCAAGAGGGUGCUGGUGGUGCCGCAGGGGUUCAGUUGGGGUCCCGCUGUGUCCGCAACCGCCAACCAGAGCUCCCGACCCGGUUGCGAGCCUCACUGGACCAACUGGGCCGCGGACUCGCCGUACAAGAUGGAAUCGGGAUUCCUAUCAAACGGGACCCGCACCUUCUGCACCUUCGCCUGCACCCCCUCGGGCACCCGCACACUUCAGCAGCUGGCGGGGCUGACCGACCGCCUGGCGGAGGCCCUGGUGGAGCUCAGCUACGGCCGACUGUCCAUGAGCUGGGAGGUGGACGUCACGGACACGCUGCUACUGCCGCAGACCACCAGUUCGGACGCCUUCGGCUACAGCGACACCCCCGUGGGGCCCUUUCUCAGCGCGGCGGGGGUGGACCGGUCGGCCUACCACUCCGUAAUGGUGCUGUCGCCCGCGCCGCCGCGGGACAUCAACCCCGGGUUCACGGCCUGGUCGUCCGUGGCGGCCUCGACCCUGUUCGUGAUGCGCUGCAUGCCGCAGCUCUACUACCUGCUGGACAUGAUGGCGUGUUGCCGGGGGGACUACGGAGCUCAGGCCAGGUGGGACAGGGGACCUAAGGCGGGUAGGGUAGGGUCGGGCGGUGAGGCAGGAGAGCCUCCCAACUCUACCUUCCCCACCUCCACUUCCUCUACCUCCGACCCCUCCGCCUCCGUCUGCGUCGCCGCAACCCCCACCGGCUGUUCGUACACUCUGUGGCCCGUGGACCGUUCCGAGUCACGUGGUCGUCUGAAGGCGCUCACUGUCCGGAUUAGCGACUCGCAGCUGGUGGUGUUGUCCUUCAAGGCGCUGCCCUGGUGGCAGGACGUCCGGCUGGGUCGCGACCCAUGGGACACUGCGGAUCGGGAGAAUCUUGUGCCGGACGAGAUGCGUGCGCCCCUGAGCGGCCUCAGUGUGGAGUACAUGCGCAAGAUGGUCAACAGCAGCAAGGGCUCCUCGCCGUCCUUCAGCAGUCGCGGUCUUCUGGACUUCAACGUGUUCUUCGGCGAGUGGCCCUCCGCGUUGCCGCCCGCACCCGCCAAGCUGCCGCCAAGCCCCGCCAAGAGCGCAUUCGCGCUGCUGAAGGAGGGGCAGGCCUGGCUGCAUGCGGCCACAGGGCUGAUGGUGGUGGCGCAGCAGGAGGUAGAAUGCGACGGACAGGCCGAGGUACCCGUGUACAACUACUCGGUGCCCAACUUCUACGGCUUUCGCGGGGAGAACCCCGGGCUGGAGGGCUUCAGACGUUCCGACUACAGCGGCUACGCGGCUGGGCUGCGCUGCCUGCGAGUGGCGGUGCGGACGCAGGUGCCGCCGGAAGACAGGAAGCCAGGCAAGCUGGCAGUGCGGCUUCGAGUGGUGGGCUCUGAUACGAAUCGCCCGUUGGACCUUCGCGGCUCGUGCGGCUUCCCAUUGCUGCCGCGACUUCAGUUGGUGAUGCCACCGGACUGGGAAGACGUGGAGGCCGCCGGUGCCGCCGGCGGCAGUGGCGGCCUACCGCCGGGCAUCGCGACCGUUAUAUGGAAGGACCCCCGCAACACUACCUUUGCGUCGGGUACUCUGUUCGCCUCAUUGCCGCCGUUCUCAGACGGCUGGGUGCGAGAAGCUUCCGCCGGUGAUAGCCCGGCCUGCGUGUACAGCUGCGACCCGUUGUACCGCGUACGGAUCGCGUCGUACAGUGGAGCUCAAACGCUGGUGUCAGUACGUGUCGUGCAGGUAUCUCUCCGGUACAUGCUCUUGUACGUGUCGUACAGGUAUUACCAGCUGGACGUGAUCACGACCGAGUCCGAGGUAUUGUACGUCCCUGUCGUGGCGCCGUGGAUUGGAUCUGCCGUACUAUCUCAGGGCAACAGUUCGGCGGCAGGCGUUGUUAACGGGGUCAACGACCCAUGGGACGUUGCCUGGGGCCUGCAGCUCCUAGGGGAUGCAGCUGGCAGUCGCCGACUGGACGAGCAGCCCCUGGUCACGUGGGCGGCUGAACAGCUGCCGUACACCGCAUGCAGCCGGCAGUUCACGCUCACGCUGUUGGUCAAGCUUCGGAACCCCGUCGCACGAACCGGCAGAUGGCCCCUGGCUGCGGUCCGGCUGGAUUCAGCAGCAGCAGGCGGCAGUAGCACCACUAGCGGCGCCGCUUACGACGGCCCAACCCUGUGGGUGGUGUGGAACGCCAACACCAACAUAGCCGCGACCUUCCCGACCGCAGCCUUCAGCAGCACCGACGUCAACGGCGUGGCGGCACCGCUGUCGCUGGCUGUGGCGCUGGACCCCCACCGUGAGGCCACCGUGGCCAUGGCCUUGCCGCCGCUGGGGGGCGAGCGGAUGUACCACGUGGUGCUAGUGUACGACCAAGGCCGUAUCGGCGUUUGGGUGGAUGGUGGUGGUGGCUGGCCGUGGCGAGAUGCGGCAUGCGUGCCGCCGAGGGCGGGCGUGACGUAUUGUAAGGCGUCUGAUGGCGGCGGCGGCGGCGACGGCGGUGGCGCCGAAGCAGGUGGCGGUGGACCGCAACGCCCCGCAGCUCAGAGCGGUCCCCUGCAGGGCAUCAGGUGA